UAGGAAAUGUGCACUGUGGAAGAGCCUAAUGAAGAAUUCACCUCAAGGCACAGCUUGGAGUGGAAGUUUCUCUUCUUGGAUCACAGGGCUCCUCCAAUAAUCGGCUACUUGCCGUUUGAGGUUCUUGGCACAUCUGGCUAUGAUUACUACCAUGUGGACGACCUGGAAACUCUGGCAAAAUGCCACGAGCACUUGAUGCAGUAUGGGAAGGGAAAAUCCUGCUACUACAGGUUCCUCACCAAAGGGCAGCAGUGGAUUUGGCUCCAGACGCACUACUACAUUACCUACCACCAGUGGAACUCCAGGCCCGAGUUCAUUGUCUGUACACACACUGUCGUGAGCUACGCCGAGGUGAGGGCCGAGCAGCGGAGGGAGCUGGGAAUCGAAGAGUGCGCUCCGGAGAUCGCUGCCGAUAAGAGCCAGGACUCUGGGUCCGACUCCCAGCUGAACACGGUCAGUCUGAAAGAGGCCCUGGAGAGGUUUGACCGCAGCAGGACUCCCUCGGCCUCGUCGCGGAGCUCCAGGAAGUCCUCUUCCCACACCGCUGUGUCCGACCCCACCUCAACUCCCACCAAGUUACAGACGGAGACCAGCCCCCCCCCGCGGCAGCCCCUGCCCUCGGCUGUGGAGAUGACCUCGCAGAGACGGUCGUCCGUAAGCAGUCAGCAGUCGAUGAGUUCCCAGAACACUGGCCAGACUCUGGGCCCGUCCGUGAUCGCUCCACAGCCCGCGGGCCUGCAGAUCCAGCCCAGCAUGUCGCAGUCCAUGUUGCAGUUCUCGGCCCAGCUGGGCGCCAUGCAGCAUCUGAAGGACCAGCUGGAGCAGAGGACGAGGAUGAUCGAGGCCAACAUCCAGCGGCAGCAGGAGGAGCUGCGCAAGAUUCAGGAGCAGCUGCAGAUGGUGCAGGGCCAGGGGCUGCAGAUGUUCCUGCAGCAGCCUGCCGGCGGUCUGAACUUCGGCUCCGUGCAGCUGGCCGCUGGGGGCUCUCCCGCCGUGCCGCAGGGCCCCGCCGGCCUGGCCCAGGGCGCGCUGGGCGCCGGCCACAUGGGCACGCAGCACGCCCUGCAACCGCCGCCGCUCCGGGAGCAGAACCCCGCGCUCGCGCCGCAGCCCCAGCAGCCGCUGCGGACGGCGCACAGCCAGCAGCCCUCCCUGCCCAGCCACGCGCAGAGCGCGCUCGCCCCCUCGCUCUACAACACUAUGAUGAUCUCCCAGCCCGGCCCCCCGAACGUGCUCCAGAUCGCCUCCAGCCUACCCCAGAACACCAACCCAAGUGGGACUGUGGCCACUUUCUCUCAGGACAGGCAGAUCCGAUUUCCUCAAGGGCAGCAGCUGGUGACGAAGCUGGUCACGGCGCCGAUGGCGUGUGGCGCCGUCAUGGUGCCCACGACGAUGUUCAUGGGGCAGGUGGUGACGGCGUACCCCACCUUCGCGACCCAGCCGCCGCAGACGAUCUCCAUGGCGCAGCAGCAGCAGCAGAGCCAGCCGGAGCAGCAGCAGCAGCAGCCGCCGAGCACGGCGGUCCAGCAGGGGGCGCCAGCUCCGCCCCAGCAGUUCCUGCAGGCCUCUCGCCUGCUGCAUGGGAGCCAGUCCGCCCAGCUCAUCCUGCAGGCUGCUUUCCCCCUGCAGCAGCAGGGUGCUUUCACUCAAGCACAGCAGCAGCACCAGCAGCACCAGCAGCAGCACCAGCAGCUCUCUGCACACAGGACAGACAGCAUGUCCGACCCCUCCAGCGCGCAGCAGCCGCAGUAGCCUGGAGCAGAGCAGGACGCAGGGCCGCCGGGAGGCUUGAAGCGCAGUAUUCAGAGGGCGCCUCUUCGGGUGGAGCGCGGGGGCUGCACUCGAGAAGAAAUGAAGCACUACGAGAGACGGGGGGACGCCAGCCGCCCGCGCCCCCCCGCACGAGGAAGGGGCCGCGCGCUGGAGCUGCCGGGCUGGAGACCGAGGUCAUCGGGAAGCAGCACUGGGCUUCCAGCGCAGUUUUCCUUUCCUCCUCUCUCCUCCUCGCAAUUGCAUUGUCCAGCAGUUGUUUUAAUUUAUGCAGAGUGUUCAAGCAGAAAUGCUGCAGGCUCUUUUGGUUUUGUGGCUGACGACGAUGAUGAUGAUGAUGAUGAUGAUGCUUUAGGUAAGUCCAAAGGACACUUUUGUUCAUGUCAAAUAAUAAUGGGUCAGAAAAUAUUUUUCAGAAUGUCAUGUGGUUUCAACUUUAUUGUACAGACACCUGUAAAAUAAUGUGUAUAUAUCUCGAUCAAAGGAAAGAGAACGAAUAUUUUAUAUGAUGCAUGAAAGCGUAACCUGUUAUUUGUAGCUUUGACUAUAAUUUUUUUCUAGUAUUCUGAAAGAAAAAAAGCAAAAACUCUAAAGCUAAUAUUUUCAUCCGCUUCCUUACAGAUAAGGUGAAUUGCGUCUGUUUGACUGGCGUUUCUGUUUGUGUUUCAUGCCCUGUGGUGUCACAGUUUGUUUAAUGGGUAGAUAUGUAUUUUAGUAGAGCUCAUGUUUUGUGAAUUUCAGAAAAAAAUAUUUUAAAGAGAUUUUCUUUUAACGUUGUGUUCCAAAGACGCACAAUAAGAUAUCUAAAAUUUUAAAGAGAAAUUAGCUUAUGUGACAAAGUUCAAUUUUAAUAUGUAAAUACAGAAAUUACAAAAAGCUUUGCAUGCUGUUAUAGAAUUUAUUAUUGAGUGCCAAUAAAGUCAUUAUACUUUUCAUUA
Molecule: messenger RNA, 2708 nt
Organism: Lepisosteus oculatus (spotted gar)
Lineage: Eukaryota; Metazoa; Chordata; Actinopteri; Semionotiformes; Lepisosteidae
Source: RefSeq, a predicted model, not a curated record